[Candida] anglica is the source of this 3656-nucleotide messenger RNA. Lineage: Eukaryota; Fungi; Ascomycota; Pichiomycetes; Serinales; Debaryomycetaceae. The record is from the annotation of a GenBank genome assembly.
CUAGUAGAGAACAUUGCCAUCCGUUGGUUUCUUUUUUUUUUUUCCAACCUGUCGUCACCAUCGUACUGUACAAAAUCUAUACCGACUCGUCAUUCUAUCGGCGCAGCAACCCUAGUCGCUGCUUAAACCGUUUGCACCCCUUAUAAUACAAGCAGGGAAGCUAAUCUUUGCAAGAAAACGGACCCUGAAAAACCUGUCAAAUCAUCGAUAAUGUCUGACACGUUACAAAUCCCAACCAUUAAACGAGAACAUAGUUCCAAUAGUGUGUCCAGUAUAUCUGACCGCAGUAGUAUUUCAUCCACAUCACCGUUAACCUCCGAGGGUGAUUUCCAGCUCACAGUGCAAGACUUGACCGAGCUCCAUGACCCAAAGUCUUUAAAGAAACUUUAUUCCUUAGGAGGCAUCAAACUGUUGCUUACCCAUUUGAAAACAGACGCCAAGCAUGGGAUCAUAUCACAAUCAGACAAGGACGAAAGAAUAGACGCAUUUGGCGCCAAUGUUCUUCCAGUAAAGUCACAAAAAUCCUUUUUCAGGUUAUGUUUUGAAGCCUUGAAAGAUAAAGUCUUGAUCAUGUUGAGUGUGGCAGCCGUUGUGUCAUUGGCCUUGGGUCUUUAUGAAACUUUUGGUCAAGGCACUGAAUAUGAUGAUGAAGGGAAGGCAUUACCCAAAGUUGAUUGGGUUGAAGGUGUGGCCAUUAUUGUUGCUGUUCUCAUUGUGGUUCUCGUUGGUGCCGCCAAUGAUUACCAAAAGGAACGUCAAUUUGCCAAAUUAAACGCCAAAAAGGAAGACCGUGAACUUAUCGUCAUACGAGAUGGUGCCCAAAAGAUGAUUUCUAUUCAUGAUUUACUUGUUGGUGACAUUCUCAACUUACAAACCGGUGAAAUAGUUCCUGCUGACCUGGUUUUACUUUCUGGGGAAGUUGAAUGUGAUGAAUCGGCCUUGACUGGUGAAAGUGAUACCAUCAAGAAGAAACCUGCUAAAACUUGUUUAUCCAUUUAUGAAUCACAUCUCCCAACCGAUGAAGACAUUGGAAGUUUGAAAAUUAAGUUCCGUGAUCCAUUUUUGAUCUCCGGAAGUAAAGUUUUGGCUGGUUUGGGUGAUGCUGUGGUUACUGCAGUUGGUCCUAAUUCCAUCCAUGGUAGAACCAUGUUACUGCUUCGUCAUGAUGCCGAAACAACCCCACUUCAAGAACGUUUGGAUAACUUGGCCGAAGGUAUUUCCAAGUAUGGUUUAUUAGCUGCUCUUAUUCUUUUCAUUGUCUUAUUUAUUAGAUUUUGUGUCAAUUUGGGACCAAAUGGUAAUUAUGUUGACUUGAUAGGUGCUGAAAAGGGUAAAAGGUUUUUAGACAUCUUGAUUACUGCCAUCACUAUCGUUGUGGUUGCCGUUCCAGAAGGUUUACCCUUGGCUGUGACAUUAGCAUUGGCAUUUGCCACCACUAGAAUGGCUCAAAAUGGUAAUUUGGUCAGAGUUCUUAAAUCAUGUGAAACCAUGGGUGGGGCUACCGCUAUUUGCUCGGAUAAAACAGGAACUUUGACUAUGAAUAAAAUGAGAAUCGUCAAGGGUUUGUUUGCUGAAGACAUUGAGUUUGAUGACACUGUUGGUGGUCAUGGUCCUAAAUUUGAUGAUAGUUUAAGAUCUAAAAUUUCUGAAGAUCUUAAAAUCUAUUUAUGUACCAACAUCACUUUGAAUAGUACUGCCUUUGCUAAUGGUGGAUUUGACGAAGCCGAUGCUGAAGCCAUCGCUGCUCAACAAGCUGCCAUGCCAAAACCAUCAUUUUUCAAAAGAAUUCUUUCUUCUAAAUCUGCUGAAGAAGAACGUCUUAAGCAAAAUUUUGAUCUUUUACAAAAGGGUGAACCAUAUUUGGGUAAUAAGACUGAACUGGCUCUUCUUAUCAUUGCACAAGAAAAGUUUGGACUUUUUGAAAACCAAUCAUUAGAUGACAUCCGUAGUGGUGCCAGUAAAGAUAUUGUUCAAGUAAUUCCAUUUGAAAGUUCACGUAAAUGGGCCGGUGUUGUGGUGAAGAUUGAAAAUGGUUAUCGUCUUUAUGUCAAGGGUGCUGCCGAAAUUGUGUUCAAAAAAUGUGGUUACCAAUUCUCUGGAAACAAUGUUGUUGAAUUGGAUGAUCGUAACAAGAGAGAAGCUGUUCUCACCAAGAUUGAUGAGUAUGCCAAUGAUGCAUUGCGGGCAAUUGCUUUGGCUCACAAGGAUUAUGUUGGAGACUCUGCUUGGCCACCAAGGGAAAUUGUCGAUGAAAAGACCUUGGGACAUCAUCAUCCAUCUGCUGACCCAGAUAGAAUUUGGGCAGUUGAAGAUAAACUGUUCACUUUGGAUGGAUUGGUUGGUUUACAAGAUCCAUUGAAGGAAGGUGUUCCAGAGGCUGUGCUCAAGUGUAAGCAAGCCGGUGUUACCGUCAGAAUGGUUACUGGUGACAAUUUGAUCACAGCCAAGGCCAUUUCUAAAGGUUGUCAUAUUUUAACUCCAGAUGAUCUUUCCAACGAGUAUGCAUUCAUGGAAGGUCCUACUUUCCGUAAGUUGCUGGAUACAGAUAGAAAGGCCAUUGCCCCACAAUUGAAGGUUUUGGCCAGAUCCUCGCCCGAUGAUAAACGUUUACUUGUUCAAACAUUGCGUGAGGCCGGCGACGUUGUCGCUGUUACAGGUGAUGGUACCAACGAUGCACCAGCAUUGAAAUUGGCCGAUGUUGGGUUUUCCAUGGGUAUUGCUGGUACUGAAGUUGCUAGAGAAGCUUCAGAUAUCAUCUUGAUGACUGAUGAUUUCACCGACAUUGUACAAGCGAUUAAAUGGGGUCGUACUGUUUCAACCUCGAUCAAGAAAUUUAUUCAAUUCCAAAUCACCGUUAACAUCACUGCUUGUGUUUUGACCUUUGUUUCUGCCGUGGCUUCCUCUGAGGGUAAAUCUGUCUUGACUGCUGUGCAAUUGCUUUGGGUGAAUUUGAUCAUGGAUACUUUGGCUGCAUUGGCCUUGGCCACUGAUAAACCAGAUGAUCUGCUUUUGAAUAGAAAACCCAAUGGAAGACAUACACCAUUGAUUUCUGUUUCCAUGUGGAAGAUGAUUCUUGGACAAUCCAUUACCCAAUUGAUUGUUACAUUUGUAUUGCAUUUCUGUGGCCAACAAAUCUUUUUCGGUAAGGGUUCAAUUAUCGACAACCAUCAACAAUUGCAACUUGAUGCUAUGACAUUCAACACUUUUGUUUGGUUACAAUUCUGGAAGUUGGUCGUUACCAGAAAACUUGAUGAAGCUGAUGGAAUCAGUAAGGUUCGUGAUAGAAUCACCGCUGAUAAUUUGAAUUUCUUUCAACAUUUGUUCCGUAAUUGGUACUUUUUGGCAAUUGCUGCAAUCAUUGGUGGAUUCCAAGUUUUGAUUAUGUUUGUUGGUGGUGCUGCCUUCAGUGUCACUGGCCAAAACCCUGCGAUGUGGGGCACUGCCAUUGUUUGUGGGUUCCUUUCCAUCCCAGUCGGGGUAUUGAUUAGAAUCUGUCCUGAUGAAUGGGUCUUGGCUAUUUUCCCAUCCCGUGCUUUCAAAGCGUUUAUCUAUGCACUUCUGUUCAAAUGGAUGAGAAAGGGGAAGAAUGACAAGGACUUGGAGGCUGCCAAGGAAGGAGAAACUUUGGAAAAGGCCUGAACUUCAUUUUAGCAUUU